This is a messenger RNA of Pygocentrus nattereri (red-bellied piranha), 1931 nucleotides long. RefSeq names its product NK2 homeobox 1 (gene nkx2-1). Gene Ontology annotation, molecular function: DNA-binding transcription factor activity, RNA polymerase II-specific; RNA polymerase II cis-regulatory region sequence-specific DNA binding. NCBI's taxonomy places the organism in Eukaryota, Metazoa, Chordata, Actinopteri, Characiformes, Serrasalmidae. Gene Ontology annotation, biological process: cell differentiation; regulation of transcription by RNA polymerase II. Gene Ontology annotation, cellular component: nucleus. The transcript is spliced from 2 exons. Bases 259 to 1299 code for a protein of 346 amino acids. The record is from RefSeq and is a predicted model, not a curated record.
UGACAGCGUUGCUUUGUAUUGUUGCCCUCGCUGCUGCUGAUGCCCCGCCUCUGACGGUAGCCUUAAACCUGGCACCCAGCUAAAACAAACGAAAGUCAGCCUCGAGCUCCCACUCAAGCCAAUUAAGGCGGACUCCAGGCUCCCUCUUACGUGUCCAGCUCGCUGCCCGAAGCAACAGGAACCAGAGGAAGCUGGCCAACGACAAGAAGGGACGGCUUUGCUUUGCCUUCUAAUUUCUUUCCUCUCCAGCACAGAACAAUGUCGAUGAGCCCCAAGCAUACGACUCCCUUUUCUGUGUCCGAUAUCUUGAGUCCUCUUGAGGAGAGCUACAAAAAAGUAAGUAUGGAGAGCAGUAACUUGGGGGCUCCUCUCGCUUCGUACAGACAGCCGCAAGUCACGCAGGCGGCCAUGCAGCAGCACCACAUGGGCCACAACGGGACGGUGCCCGCUGCCUACCACAUGACAGCUGCCGGGGUCUCGCAGCUGUCCCACACGGCCAUGGGAGGCUACUGCAACGGCAACCUGGGCAACAUGAGCGAACUGCCGGCUUAUCAGGACGGAAUGAGGGGCAGCACGACAGCCACCAGCUGGUACGGAGCAAACCCUGACCCGCGCUUUUCUACAAUCUCUCGGUUCAUGGGUUCUUCCUCCGGGAUGAACAUGGGCAGUAUGAGCAGUCUUGGUUCGUUAGCGGAUGUUGGGAAAGGCAUGGGCUCUCUGAGCAGCGCGCCCAGGAGAAAGAGGCGAGUGCUUUUCUCGCAGGCGCAGGUCUACGAGCUGGAGCGACGCUUCAAGCAGCAGAAGUACCUGUCCGCGCCAGAGAGGGAGCACCUGGCCAGCAUGAUCCACCUGACCCCGACCCAGGUCAAGAUCUGGUUCCAGAACCACCGCUACAAAAUGAAACGGCAGGCCAAAGACAAGGUGUCCCAGCAGCAGAUGCAACAAGAGGGCGGCUCGUGUCAGCAGCAGCAGCAGCAAUCUCCGCGGAGGGUGGCCGUGCCAGUGCUGGUCAAGGACGGCAAGCCGUGCCAGGGAAGCGGCCACACGCCCACCAGCGCCGUGCAGAGCCACCACCACCAGGGAGCCAACGUCAUGAUCAUGUCCAGCAACGGCUCGAUGGGCCAGCAUCAGAGCCAGCAGGUAGGCAGCGCCGGACAGUCCCCAGAUUUGGGGCAGCACGGCGCGAGCCCCCCUUCCCUACAAACGCAGGUGUCCGGCCUUUCACACCUGAACUCAUCAGGCACCGACUACGGCACGGCUUUGCCCUGUUCCGCUCUGCUUUACGGCAGGACGUGGUGACGACGGCGCGGACAAUGAGAAUGCGACAGACAGACGCACAGACGGACGGACGGACAGACAGACAGCAAGUGUAAGCUACAUAGUCUCGACGUCUGUCCUCAUCAAACCAACAAGAAAAUAAAAAUAAUAAAAAUAAAGUCAGAUACUGUAGCCAUUCGAACUGCGGCUCUGUUGCUCCAUCUGGUGCUUGGCCCCCUACAAUUUCUCCAGACUGCAGGGGGAUAGCAACAAAAAACACAGGCAGCGAGCAACACGGCCAUUUCAGACUGAGAAAGAUAGCCUUUCCAGUCUCUUAUUGCGAGGAUGUGCGUCCAAAGAUCGUGAAGAAGAUGGAAUUAUUUAUAAUAGUUUUUAAACGGAGACAAUAAAAGCCCACAUUCCCGACGGAUUAAAGCAAAAAGCCUCGUUUGCCCCCAUUAAGACGCCACCUCCCAGUCUGACUGAUUAUUCUUAUAGAUUGCAAUGUAAACCGUAGCUUGUACAUUUCUGUAAAAGGUUUGGAUUGAAUACAUAGUUUUUAGCGAUAUGUAUAUUGUAUAAAAUUUUUAUCGAUAUUGAGGGUUACAUGUUAUUUGAGUUCCAUUUGUAUUUGUACGUUUCAUUUCCUUGUAACUUAUAGAUAUUUGACUUAA